CGAGUUUAUAUGAACAUGCAUUCAAAUAUUGCUUAUAUAUUUUCAGGUAUCAAUUACACAAGUACUGAGGAACAAAGCACAGGAGAAGAACAUUUACAGAAAUGCCUGGAAAAAAUGGAGGAUUUCAAGUUAUCCUUGAAAGGGACUGGCAUAUACCUUGAAGCCCUUAACAAUAUGGGAAUAUUAUUUACUGGAUGGAGAAGGCCAGAGGAAGCUUUAGAAUAUUUCAAGCAAGCAGAAUUACUGUACAUUGACUUUAAGAACGUUAUUGGAGGUGCCCCGUAUAUGGUUGAUGAAUUUCUGUCUCCCCCUACUGAUGACAAAAAUAAGUUAGAAUUUGAGAGAGCUAAAACAUUGGAGAGUACAUAUACACAUACACUAUUUUAUUUUGCUCAGGUUUAUCAGCUGCUUGGUAAGGCAGAUGUAUCUGCACAAUAUUGUCAUUUCACUUUGCAGAGACAGCUUGACUCAUCAGAUCUUGACUCGUUAGACUGGAGUCUUCAAGCGGCAACUUUAUCUCAGUAUUAUAUGACAGAGAGAGAGUUUACAAUGUCUCGUCAUUGUCUUGCCAGUGCUGAAGUCAUUUUUGCGCAAGCUGAAUCAAAUGAUUUAAAUUGUCCUGAUGAGAUAAAAGAAAAAGUUAAUCAAGCAAGAGCAGAUAUUGAUCGCUGCUGGAUCAAAUAUGGACUUGGUUUGCUAGAAUAUUCAAAAGAAAAACAAUUAGAGACAUUAACUUGUCAGUCAGGAGGCAAUGAAGGGGAAAUAACUAUAAGACAUGGAUCAGCAGCAAGUGAAACUCAAAGCAAUACAAGUACAUCAACCAGUAGAAAGGCUAUUAGUAAUGCAAACACUUCACAAAAUGAAAGAUCAGACAGUUGUACUAGCAUUCUAUCAAAUGUUGGAAAUGUCUCUAAAAGCUGUGAAAAUCAUCAAAUGAAAGAAAAUACCAAUAUUGAUAAGGUCAAAGAAAAGGACACUGAAACUAGUCAGCCACAAGAGCAAAAUAACACGGGGUCCUCAGAUGAAGAAAGUGCUGAGGUUGAUAUAAAUGACACAGAGAGUGAACAUGUAGAUGAGAGUGAUCAAAGCCAGCUAGUGCCAAAUGAACACAAAACUGAAAGAAGUAUACUGGAUUUGGAAAAAAAUAGAAUAGAAAGGAAAAAGCAGGUACAUGAAAGAUUUAACCUGGAAACUACAUCAUAUGAGGAAAAGAUAAGUGAUAAACAUGCAAUGAAUUUUGAGCAAGCAAGACUUAUCUUUCUUUUCAUUAAAGACAUGAUUGGAAAAGCAAAAGAAUUUUAUAAGCUAGAGUAUCACUGUCCAGACUAUGUUGGCAUUGUACAAGAUCAUAGCAUGUCUUUCAAACUACUGUCCUAUUUUGAAAUAGAUCUAGAAAGACAGUGCAAGAUGCACAAGAGGCGAAUAGAUAUGUUGACAGAAGUCCUGAAAGAGCUAAGUCUACAGCACUAUCUGUUAGUGUGUCGACAGCUGAUGUUUGAGAUUGCAGACACUUACAGUGCCAUGUAUGAUCUAAAACUGGCUAUACUAGAAGUAUCUGGAGAAGAGGUGCAACCAACUCCCCAUCAUGUGAGAAAGUUAAAUGCUCUUGUAAGUGACAGUAUUAAAUACUACCAAGAAUACCUGAACACUCUUAAAGGGGGUAAACCGAUGUAUCCAGAUGAGUUUCCUGUAAAUGAUGUUAGGCCAGGAUUGGUAGCAAUGUUUUGUAUGGGGAGAUUGUUUUCUAAGUUUUUGACAGGAGAUGUGCAAACUCGCCUUUUGAACAUUAAGAAAACCAAGGAUUGUUACCAGUUUCUUGUUGACUAUUGCGAAAGAAAUCCAUCAGCAGUACAACUUGUUGAAAGCGAGCUUGAGAUAUGUAAAGAAAUGGUCCAACUUCUUCCAGCUAAAAUGGAAAGAAUUCGUUUACAGUCAGAGAUAUAAAGCAUAAUUGGUGUUGAAUGCAUAAUGUUCAUGAAACAAAAUUUGGUUUACAAUAUAUUUCUUAGAUUGCUGUCCAAUUAUUUUGCAAUUUCUCUGUUACCGUUAAUUAAUAAUUGCGUGUAUACAGUGACAUCUAUAAAUUAGGGCUGCAAUGAUUACCAAAUGUUCGAUUCAAUUGAAUAUCAAUUUCAGGCUCCCCAAUUUGAUUAUUAUCCAUUCAAUUCAUGCUUGCUUACUAUUUUGUCUUUAUUGGACAAUUCUGUUGAUUUGCUUAAAAAUGAGUCAUGAAAUUAAGGCCAUAUGAAAUAUGACCUUGACAACCUAAUUCAUUAGACUCAACUGUAUUAUGGCAAAGUUCAAUUGUAUAGAAACAAAAAAAAAAGUCAUAUGUCUCUACACUACUAUUUAGUGUUGUAUUAUAUAAUGCAGUGGCAUAGCAUUUUUAUGCCCCCGCCAUGUAAUGGCCGGGGCAUAUAGUGUUACCCUAUUCCGUCAGUCCGUUCUUCCAUCCUUCCGUCCUUCUGUCAUUCUGUCAUCAUCAGUUUCCGUUCAUUAUCUUAAGAACGGUUGCACACAUUUAACUCAAAUUUGACAUAUGGAUAUGUCAUGAGAAAAUACAGGUCAAGUUCGAAUUUGGUCAUGGUUCGAUGAUUUUUGGCAGAGUUAUGCCCCUUUUAUUUUGAAAAUAAUAUGAAAUUUUCAGUUUCCGUUCAUUAUCUCCCAAACGGUACGACACAUUCAACUCAAACUUGACAUAUGCAUAUGUCAUGAGAAAAUACAGGUCAAGUUCGAAUUUGGUCAUGGUUCGAUGAUUUUUGGCAGAGUUAUGCCCCUUUUACUUUUAAAAUAAUAUGAAAUUUUCAGUUUCCGUUCAUUAUCUCCCCAAUGGUACAACAACAUUCAACUCAAACUUGACAUAUGGAUAUGUUAUAUAAAAAUAUAGGUCAAGUUCAAAUUUGGUCAUGGAUCGAUGAUUUUUGGCAGAGUUAUGCCCUUUUUACUUUGAAAAUUAUAUGAAAUUUUCAGUUUCCGUUCAUUAUCUCCCCAAAGGUACGACACAUUCAACUCAAACUUGACAUAUGGAUAUGUCAUGAGAAAAUACAGGUCAAGUUCGAAUUUGGUCAUGGUUCGAUGAUUUUUGGCAGAGUUAUGCCCCUUUUACUUUUAAAAUAAUAUGAAAUUUUCAGUUUCCGUUCAUUAUCUCCCCAAUGGUACAACACAUUCAACUCAAACUUGACAUAUGGAUAUGUUAUAUAAAAAUAUAGGUCAAGUUCAAAUUUGGUCAUGGAUCGAUGAUUUUUGGCAGAGUUAUGCCCCUUUUACUUUGAAAAUUAUAUGAAAUUUUCAGUUUCCGUUCAUUAUCUCCCCAAAGGUACAACACAUUCAACUCAAACUUGACAUAUGGAUAUGUCAUGAAAAAAUACAGGUCAAGUUUGAAUUUGGUCAUGGUUCGAUGAUUUUUGGCAGAGUUAUGCCCCUUUUACUUUGAAAACAAUAUGAAAUUUUCAGUUUCUGUUCAUUAUCUCCCCAAAGGUACAACACAUUCAACUCAAACUUGACAUAUGGAUGCGUCAAAGGAAUGCGCAGGUCAAGUUCAAAUUUGGUCAUGGUUUAAUGAUUUUUGGCAGAGUUAUGCCCCUUUCACUUUGAAAGUAAUAUGAAAUUUUCAGUUUCCAUUUAUUAUCUCCCCAAUGGUACAACACAUUUAACUCAAAUUUGACAUAUGGAUAUGUUUUUGGAAUGCCCAGGCCAAGUUAGAAUUUGGUCAUGGUUCAAUGAUUUUUGGCAGAGGAAUGCCCCUUUCACUUUGAAAAUAAUAUGAAAUUUACAGUUUCUGUUCAUUAUCUACCCAACAGUGUUACAUAUUCAACUUAAAUUUGACAUAUGGAUAUGUCAAAGGAAUGGGCAGGUCAAGUUGGAAUUUGGUCAUGGUUUGACGAUUUUUUGGCAGAGUUAUGUCCCUUUCACUUUGAAAAUAAUAUAGUUACAUCUUAGGAAUAAGCAGUUUAGGUUUGAAUUUGGUCGUGGUUCAAUGAUUUUAGACAAACUUAUCUUUCCUGAAUGUUGGAAAAAUUUUGAACUUUCAGUUUCAGCACUCAUACUUUUAGCCAUAAUUUUGGCUACAAAUAUGCAAUAUGCUAUUUUUAAAAGGUUAAGACUGAAUAAUUUCAGUGCCUUGAACAUUGUAUGAAAAUGGUUUGUGUUAACAUUUAAAAGUUUUAAGGGCUUUGAACUUAAAAUGAAAAAAAUAAUUAAUGCACCAUCUGAAAUUUUGGCUGCAUGCGGGGGCAUCCGUGGCAUGAUGACACAUUUCUAGUUCACAAAUGCAUAACCAUUAUCUCAACUUAUUUGACUUUUUAAAAAGUGGUCUAUUUGAAAAACAAUUUUAAUCAAAGAUAUGACAGUUAUAUGAUAAGUACAUUUACAGGUCUGACUUUUUAGCUUGACUAUACAAAGUAUAUGGAGAGCUGUCCUACUUGCGUCCGCGUCCAGAUUUCAGAUUAAAGUUUUGGUGCAGUAAAAUAUUUUUCACUAUAACUUUGUCAUUUCAUAAGGUAUCAACUUCAAACUUCAAAUAUAUGUUCCUUAUCAUCAACCACAUCUUAUGUGACAAGGUUCAUAACUCUAGCAUCAAUAUUUUAAGAUUUAUCUCCCCUUGAACUAAGAAUUUUCCUAAGAAAAUAUUAUUUUUAGCUCACCUGUUUCUUUGUGACAGGGUGAGCUUUUGUGAUCGCUUUUCGUCCGUCGUCCAUCCGUCCGUUGUCCGUAAACUUUUACUUUAAAUGACAUCUCUUUAUAAACCACUAAGCCAAUUUCAUCCAAACUUCACAGGAUUGUUCCUUUGGUGGUCACCUUUGAAAAUUGUUCAGAGAAUUUAAUUCCAUGCAGAACUCAACCAAAAGAAAAAACUUUAAAUUUCUUCUUCUAAAAAACCCAAAGAGCUAGAGCUUAGAUAUUUGGCAUGAAACAUCUUCUAGUGAGUGUCUACCAAGUUUGUUCAAAUAAAAGCCCUGGGGUCAAAAUUGGCCCCGCCCCAGGGGGUCAUUGAUUUUCCCUAUAUGUAUAUAAUUAAAACUUAAAAAAUCUUCUUUUAAAGAACCCAAAGAGCUAGAGCUAAGAUAUUUAGCAUGAAACAUCUUCUAAUGGGUGUCUACCAAGUUUGUUCAAAUAAAAGCCAUGGGGUCAAAAUUGGCCCAGCCCCGGGGUCAUUGAUUUUCCUUAUAUGUGUAUAGCAAAAACUUAAAAAAUCUUCUUUGAAAAAACCCAAAUAGGUGAAACAUCUUCUAGUGAGUGUCUACAAAGUUUGUUCAAAUAAAAGCCCUGGGGUCAAAAUUGGCCCCGCCUUGGGGGUCAUUGAUUUUCCUUAUAUGUGUAUAGCAAAAACUUAAAAUCUUCUUUGAAAAAACCCAAAUAGCUAGAGUUUAGAUAUUAAGCAUGAAACAUCUUCUAGUGAGUGUCUACAAAGUUUGUUCAAAUAAAAGCCCUGGGGUCAAAAUUGGCCCCGUCCCGGGGGGCAUUGAUUUUUCCUAUAUGCAUAUAGUAAAAACUUAAAAAUCUUUUAAAGAACCCAAAGAGCUAGAGCUAAGAUAUUUAGCAUGAAACAUGUUCUAAUGGAUGUCUACCAAGUUUGUUCAAAUAAGAGCCCUUGGGUAAAAAUUGGCCCCGCCCCAGGCAGGUCAUUGAUUUUCCCUAUAUGAAUACAGCAAAAAACUUAAAAAUCUUCUUUUAAAGAACCCAAAUAGCUAGAGCUAAGAUAUUUAGGAUGAAACAUAAUCUAAUGGAUGUCUACCAAGUUUGUUCAAAUAAGAGGCCUUGGGUCAAAAUUGGCCCAGCCCCAGGGGACAUUGAUUUUCCUUAUAUGUGUAUAGCAAAAACUUAAAAAUCUUCUUCGAAAAAACCCAAAUAGCUAGAGUUUAGAUAUUAAGCAUGAAACAUCUUCUAGUAAGUGUCUACAAAGAUUGUUCAAAUAAAAGCCCUGGGGUCAAAACUGGCCCUGCCCCAGGGGUGUAAUUGUUUUUAAAUAUAUGUGUAAAGAAAAAACUUCAAAAAUCUUCUUUUAAAAAACCCAACGAGCUAGACCUUAGAUGUUUAGCAUGAAACAUCUAAUGGGUGUCUACCAAGUUUGUUCAAAUAAAAGCCCUGGAGUUUGAACUGGCCCCUUCAGGGCGACUUCAGGGUUAUCAUGGCCCUCUUGUUUUACUGUUACUAAUUUAUUAGUCCCCUACCGGUUUACCGGAGGGGACUUUAGGUUUACCCUCCGUCCGUCUGUCUGUCAGUCCGUCCGUCCACAAAACUGGAUCCCGCGAUAACUUGAAAAGUACUGAAAAUAUUUUUAUGAAACUUGAUAUAUGGGUAGAUGGCAGUAUGGAGAUUAUGCACGUCUUUUUCUUUUCUUCCUAUGUUAAAAAUUCUGGUUGCUAUGGCAACAAAUAGAGUGAAAAUAUGGUAAAUUUUAUACAUAAACUGGAUCCAGUGUUAACGCAAAAAGUAAUAGAAAUAUUUUUAUGAAACUUGUAAUAUGGGUAGAUGGCAGUCUGGAGAUUAUGCACGUCUUUUUCUUUUCUUCCUAUAUUGAAAAUUCUGGUUGCUAUGGCAACACAUAGACUGAAAAUAUGGCAAAUUUUACACAUAAACUGAAUCCAGUGAUAACUCAAAAAGUACUGGAAAUAUUUUUAUGAAACUUGACAUAUGGGUAGAUGGCAGUCUGGAGAUUAUGCAUGUCUUAUCUUUUCUUCCUAUUUUGAAAAAAUAUUGGUUGCCUUGGCAACAAAUAGGCUUAAAACAUGGCAAAUAUAACAAUAUUUGUGAUUAGUCAAAAAGAGCUGAAAAUUUUUAUGAAAUUGCAUCUUUAAUUCAAGAGUUAUCUCCUCUUUAAGAAUUUUGCUUUUAAAAAUAUUAAUUUUUGGUAACAGGGAUGUUUCAAAUAUUAACUUUAGAGUGUCCUUCAGUCCGUCUGUUCAUAAAAACUGUUUCCUGUGAUCACUUUUAAAGAACUUUUCCAACAAAUUUACUUAAAAUAGAGAAAAAUUGAAACAUUAGUGAAUGGCAAAUGGCCCUUCAGAAUGUUGAUGGGGUUCUAACCGGUAGGGGACUUAUGGAUUGCUUGCAAUACUAUGAUAAUUGCUUGUUUCUUAAGGGAUCAACUUCAUACUUCAAAUAUAUGUACCUUAUGAUCAUCCACAUCUUAUGUGACAAGGUUCAUAACUCUAGCACAAAUAUUUUCAGAUUUAUCUCCCCUUGAACUUAAAAUUUUCUUUAAAAAAUAUUAUUUUUUACUGUUACUUAUUUAUUUCUUAAGGGAACAACUUCAUACUUCAAAUAUAUGUACCUUAUUAUUAACCACGUUAUGUGACAAGGUUCAUAACUCUAGCACCAAUAUUGCAAGAAUGAUCUCCCCAUAAACUUAGAUUUUUAAGCCCCCACAAAGUGGGGAGCAUAUAGCGUCGCAUUUGUCCGUCUGUCUGUACGUCCUGAAAUCUUGUGAAAGCAACUUCUCUUAAACAGGAUGGCAGAUUUUGCUUAAACUUCCAGAGAUGAACAACCUUAAUGUGUAGAUGGCAGAAAAGGAAGGAAUUUUCGCUGCGACCAAAUUUAACAGAAUUAUGGCCCUUUGUUGAUUUUUUCACUAUAUACUAUGUAGAAAUUUUUUGAACGCAACUACUCUUUAAACAGGAUGGCAGAUUUUGCUUAAACUUCCAGGGAUGUACAAUCUUAAUGUGUAGAUGGUAGUAAAGGAAGGGAUUUUUGCUGCGACCAAAUUUAACAGAAUUAUGGCCCUUUGUUGAUUUUUUCACUUAAUAAUAUACCAUAUAGAAAUUUUGUGAACGCAACACCUCUUAAACCGGAUGGCAGAUUUUGCUUAAACUUGCAGGGAUGAACAACCUUAAUGUGUAGAUGGAAGUAAAGGAAGGAAUUUUUGCUGCGACCAAAUUUAACAGAAUUAUGGCCCUUUGUUGAUUUUUUCACUAUAUACCAUAUAUAUUUUGUCAUUGGGGGCAUCUGUGUCCUUUGGACAAAGUUCUAGUUUACUUGAAAAAUGUUAUUUCCUACUAUAACUUUUUAAUUUUAAAGGUAUCUACCUCAAACUUCAAAUACUAGUACUUAUUCCUUAUCAUUAAUAACAUUUUAUGUGACAAGGCUCAUAACUCUUGAAGCAAUAUUUACAGAUUUAUCUCUCUUUGAACUUAGGAUUUUCUUUAAGAAAUAUUAUAACUUCUUUACUUUUUAAGGUAUCUACUUCAAACUUCAAAUAUAUAUUUCUUAUCAAUACACACAUGUUGUGUGACAAGGUUCAUAACUCUAGCGUGAAUAUUUCUAGAAUUAUUCCCCUUGAUCUUGGAAGUUUUGUUAACAAUGUUAUUGUUUUACUAUAACUUAACACAUAAUUAAACAUAAUUGAUUUUUC
This is a messenger RNA of Ruditapes philippinarum (Manila clam), 8350 nucleotides long. Its product is annotated as KIF-binding protein-like. The record is from RefSeq and is a predicted model, not a curated record. Gene Ontology annotation, molecular function: protein binding. NCBI's taxonomy places the organism in Eukaryota, Metazoa, Mollusca, Bivalvia, Venerida, Veneridae. Bases 10 to 1944 code for a protein of 644 amino acids. The transcript has a single exon.